Messenger RNA from Sesamum indicum (sesame), 1716 nucleotides. RefSeq lists its product as uncharacterized. NCBI's taxonomy places the organism in Eukaryota, Viridiplantae, Streptophyta, Magnoliopsida, Lamiales, Pedaliaceae. Gene Ontology annotation, cellular component: chloroplast thylakoid membrane. The record is from RefSeq and is a predicted model, not a curated record. Gene Ontology annotation, biological process: photosystem I assembly; response to photooxidative stress.
AGCAUGAAUCCCCAUCCUUUUAGCAUCAUCAAAGUCAAAGGCGACAGGCUCUUGUUGGAGUGUAUCUAGGAUGGUAAUGCAGAGAUGAUUGGGCCAAUUGAGUUUGUUGUUGUUUCACUCCCCAAAUAGCCAUAUGUAUGUUUUAUGACCUGCACGCUCAUGGAAUACUAUUUUAUUCUAUUAAUAUCAAUAAUAAAAUAUAUAGAGAAGGAGGACGUGUUAAUCACCACUAAUCCUUUCUGAAGGCAUGGGAUCCACGUUGAACCUGUGAUCCAGCCAUAUAAGUAUGCCAAUCUUGAUGAUCCCUACACCAAAGUCCCAAGGAUUGUUCACCUGCGUUAAAUAUGACUGACUACGCACAAGAAACAUGUCAGGCAGGUGGUGAAAGAAUCCGGGAGGAGUGCUUCGCUGGUGUUGGGAGGAACAGGUCUCAGAUCAUUUUGGAGAAGAAGGAAAGCAUACAAAGCGAGAAGCAGAUUUUGGUCGAUCCAAUCUCUCUAAGAGAAUCAACAAAUAUACAUCCUACAAUGACGUAUCCUGUUACUACAGGACCUAAAACGGAGGUCACGACUGUUCCACUGCAUAAUUUGCUGCCACCGGCUGCAAAGUGUAGCGGUAGAUUCUUGAGUUGCAGCCUUCCCAACUCUGCCUCUUCCUCACCUCGCCUCGGGUCGAAUGUUGCAAUGCACAAGAAGAAAUGUAAAAACCAUCAGGAGCGAGUGUCUGAAUUGGGCCGCCAACACUCAGUGGCCCUCACUAAUCUGGAGCGGCUACGAGAAAGCCGCUUGCGGAGGAGUAAGUCAUGCGGGGAAGAAAGUGCGUGCCGGCCAUCUCUUGACUUUGAUCUAUGGUCCACCACCAAUAAAAUGGACAAUCAGCAGAAGAACAAGGAAAUUGAAGUCAGAGUAGAUGAAGAAAAAGUAAUAUUCCACAAGAAAGGAAGUGAGGAGGCGGGAUUGUACGAAGACAAGUUCAAAUGUGGGGCGUGCUUGUUCCUCCCGGGCUUUGGCAAGGGAAAAACAGUGAGGGCGAGGAAGGAGGUGGAGCCAGAAAGGAUAAUAGGGAAUAUUGACAUAGUUUCUCAGAGAGUGUCUCUAGAGAAAUUUGAAUGCGGGUCAUGGAGAUCAUCGGCCAUCAUAAACUGUGAAGAGGAUGGAGAUACUACGGCCAGUCUUUUCUUCGAUCUGCCAGUGGAGCUGAUACGUUGCAGUAGUGUCAACGACACUGAGUGCCCAGUGACGACAGGUUUUGUGUUCGAUAACAAGGACCAGGAACAUCAUCUUCAUCUUCGGAAAGGGGUUCUGAAACAUUCGACUACAAGCACUGGAAGUGGGCAACCUAGUAGGAAAUCGCACGAAUCCUGUACUUCAUCACGUCAUGUUCGUUUUUCAACCUCCUCUCCUACAUUAUGCCCAGCUUCGCCAACUUCUUCUUGCAUUACGCCUCGCCUCCUCAAAGCCAGGGACGACUUCAAUGCCUUCUUAGAAGCACAGAGCGCUUGACAUUUUUAUGAUUGCCUGAAUUCAUUAUAGCAUGAGUAUUGCCGCUCAUGAUCUUCAAUCCUGGAAUAUUCCUCCUCCCUGUUCCUUUAAAUCUUUGUUUGUAUUUUUCAAUGAGCUGAUGUACUUAUUGACGAGUCGACGUUUUGGUAGUUAGCCUUUGUUUGUACCUUUGGACUGAUAGACCUUGAAAAAACCGAUUUUCAAAUUUUCAGUU